Fomitopsis serialis is the source of this 174-nucleotide messenger RNA. RefSeq lists its product as uncharacterized. The record is from RefSeq and is a predicted model, not a curated record. Lineage: Eukaryota; Fungi; Basidiomycota; Agaricomycetes; Polyporales; Fomitopsidaceae. The annotation marks the transcript as partial. The transcript has a single exon.
AUGACUGCUGCUAGGGUGCAACAUAAUGAACCUCUUGAUUUGAUGCUGAAUACUUGUCAAAUGAGAAGUGCUGUUCAUGUUCAGUGUCUUCGCAUUGUCCCAGUAUCGCUCAGUCGUGACGAGGCCAUCUUGGCAAGUGCACGGGCAGAGGUGGAUGCGCAAAAAGUGAAGGAA